AACCAUGACCACAUUGAGGAAGUGAUGCUAUAGUGAUGAAUAGAGAUGCUGCUGUAUGGUGAGAAACUCAUAGUGCUGAGACACUCUGAAAGAGGAAAGAGACAGAAACAGAGCAGAGAGAGACAGAGAGACAGAGAGAGAGAUAGACACAGAGACAGACCUGAGAGAGAGAGAGAGACACUCUGAAAGAGGAAAGAGACAGAAACAGAGCAGAGAGAGACAGAGAGACAGAGAGAGAGAUAGACACAGAGACAGACCUGAGAGAGAGAGAGGGGAUCAUGGCUGAUGUCCCUCAAUCAUUUUUGGGAUUGCUUGUGACCGUUUUGUACCUGCUAACAGGUGUCAGUGGAGAACGUCUCUCUAUGUUCUCCAGAGUGGGAGAUAAUGUCAGUCUGCCGUGUAACAAUGUGGUUUAUCCAGACUGCUCCUCUACUACAUGGAUCUAUAACAGAGAUGGAUCUACUGGUAAUAUUGAAGAUGUCACAUUGGGGAAGAUCAACGUUGACCAGAAAGAGAGAGCAGAGAGACUGAGUUUAGGGUCUAACUGUUCUCUACAUGUUAGCAAUGUCAGGGCUGAGGAUGUUGGACUCUACCACUGUCAACAAUACCUUACAGAGACUGGACCAAAACAUGGAGGUGAUGCUCCUGUUCAUCUGUCUGUUCUAACUAUCUCCUCUACACCACCAGUGACAGAUCUGAAGCCUAAUGUAAUUAUGACAUUACGGUGUUCUCUGCUCACCGAUACGCAACAUGGAACAUGCUGGUCAGGAUUUAGUCUCAGCUGGGGCCCUAAAACAGGUACUAAAGCCCAGGUCACACGGGAUUCUUCCUGUGACAUCACUCUGACUGUGACACUCCAGAAGAAGGACAACAGCAGGAAGUGGACGUGCACACUGACUGAAAAGGGAAACAUGAAGAUCUCCAUUGACUUCACCUCCACAUUCUCAGAUAUAGAAGAAAAGACCACUGAUAGUGAUGAUGUCAUCUCUACUCUCCCAGGAAGUACAGCCUCUAUUACAAGACCAGCCUUGUCAACCACCUCCCCAUCUUCUGCUGGCUCUCAGAACCUCUUCCUUACGGUGACUGUAGGAGUGGCUUUGGCAGCAGUGGUGUGUGUCACUGCUGUUGUCAUCAUAGUACGCAGGAGGAGAGACAAGAAUCAAGUGCCAACUGAUAACAGCAUUGGUCUGAAUGCAGUAAACCACCCCACCCCACCAACCAAUGAGGACAAGAGUCAACCUGCUGACAGAAUCACCUAUGCCUCCAUUGACCACUUCAAUCAAAAUCCCCCUGAGAGAGUUGAUGCCCAAGGUGAAGAUGCAGUGAUGUAUGCCUCAGUUAUGCCCUAUUCUGGCAGAGGGAGAGAGACAGAGAACCCUGCUGACCCCAGCUCCCUCUACUCCAUGGUCAAGUACCCUCAGGGAGACAAGACAUAAGGAGAGACAGAGAACCCUGCUGACCCCAGCUCCCUCUACUCCACUGUCAAGUAACCUCAGGGAGACAAGACAUAAGGAGAGACAGAGAACCCUGCUGACCCCAGCUCCCUCUACUCCACUGUCAAGUAACCUCAGGGAGACAAGACAUAAGGAGAGACAGAGAACCCUGCUGACCCCAGCUCCCUCUACUCCACUGUCAAGUAACCUCAGGGAACCAAGACAUCAACAUGAAGACGACACUCUCUCAUUCACACCCUGAUUCCAGACCUGAUUUGGUUCUAGGACUAGAGAUUUUUGUGCUAUUAAUUAAAAGGGACAAUCUGCACGAGUUACAUCCAUUUAUGAACGUAUUAAUUAAUGAUGUACACAUUGACUCUAGAAAAAUAAAACGUAGAAAUGCCUCAUGAGUUUAGUUAAACUGUCAUAACCCAUCAGAACCCAAAAUAUAUGCUUGUUUUACUCCAAUGUUUGUAAACAACUGAAAUGUAUACAAACACAAUGUAUAGCCUCAAAACAUGGAUUAAACUAUAAUGUUGA
Messenger RNA from Oncorhynchus keta (chum salmon), 1973 nucleotides. RefSeq lists its product as uncharacterized. Gene Ontology annotation, cellular component: external side of plasma membrane; membrane raft. Bases 279 to 1436 code for a protein of 385 amino acids. NCBI's taxonomy places the organism in Eukaryota, Metazoa, Chordata, Actinopteri, Salmoniformes, Salmonidae. The record is from RefSeq and is a predicted model, not a curated record. Gene Ontology annotation, biological process: positive regulation of ERK1 and ERK2 cascade; T cell activation; interleukin-15-mediated signaling pathway. The transcript has 10 exons. Gene Ontology annotation, molecular function: MHC class II protein binding; protein tyrosine kinase binding.